GAAGGGAGAGGAGAGUGUGGUCGUCUCUGCUGCCAUUUCCAUUUCCAUUUCGGCAGAAGCUGCAGAACACGAGACGCAAACUUGAGAAAGAACCCUGAAACCCCCAGUCCACCAAAGCCCUCGAGGAGGAAGCCAGCCCACCACCAGCCAUGUGGCGCCGCGCCUGCCAUCUCUUCCGAGCCACAGCCGCCGCCCGCCGCCUCCCGCAUCCGUUGCCACCGCCAGCCCCGCCUCUCCUCCUCGUUCCAAGGGUCGCCUCCUACGCCACCCAGGCAGCGGCCGCGGUGGCGUCGGCGCCCGCGGCGAGGGCGCCGCGGACGGUGGGGAGCCUGCUGCGGCUCAACGACCUGCGUGACAACCCGGGCGCGCGGAAGCAGAAGACGCGCAAGGGUCGCGGGAUCGGCUCCGGCAAGGGCAAGACUGCGGGCCGCGGCCACAAGGGCCAGAAGGCGCGCGGCACCGCGAGGUUCGGCUUCGAGGGCGGCCAGACCCCGCUCCGCCGCCGCCUGCCCCGCCGCGGCUUCAAGAACCGCUUCUCCCUCACAUUCCAGCCCUGUGGACUGGGGAAAAUUGCAAAGCUCAUCAAUGCUGGAAAAAUUGAUUCCUCUGAACUGAUCACAAUGAAGACACUGAAGGAUACAAGUGCCAUUGGGAAGCAAAUAAAGGAUGGAAUUCGCUUAAUGGGCCGUGGAGCAGAAGAAAUCAAAUGGCCAAUUCACCUUGAGGUAUCAAGGGCGACAGCAAGGGCAAAAGCUGCUGUCGAAGCAGCUGGUGGAACAGUAAGAUUGGUGUAUUACAACAAGCUUGGAUUCCGGGCGCUCCUCAAACCCGAGUGGUUUGAGAAGAAGGGGCGACUGCUACCAAAAGCGGCAAGGCCUCCGCCCAAGCAGCGAGACAAGGUUGAUAGCACUGGCCGCCUGCCUGCACCAACAAAGCCACUUCCCUUCACACCAGAGGAACUGGAGUUUGCAUCAAAGCGUGACGCUGCUCGUGUGACUGCAUAAGAUGGGGGCACGUUGGAGGCACCUUUUUCAUUCUACACACCAUACAGGCCCCUGAGAAUGUGUAUUGCAUUAGCUGGAGCAGGGAUGUAUAAGAAUGGACUGUUAUAUCUCGAAGAUCCAUUCCUUUUAGAAUGAGAUCCCUUGGCCGCAGUUUCUGAAUUUAGUUUGUCGUUUGGACUGGUGAACGCCAUUUUUCACGAGUAAAAAUUUGGAGGGAGCAGCAGCACCCGAAUACUCGGAUGGGCAUCUGAAGAGGAUCCCGAUCCAAGUUAAUAUCUAGUUGUCAGAUGAAUAUAUCCUGAUAGUUGGCUGCAUAAA
Phragmites australis (common reed) is the source of this 1322-nucleotide messenger RNA. RefSeq lists its product as uncharacterized. Gene Ontology annotation, cellular component: mitochondrial large ribosomal subunit. The transcript has 4 exons. The coding region runs from base 150 to 1004 and encodes 284 amino acids. Gene Ontology annotation, molecular function: structural constituent of ribosome. NCBI's taxonomy places the organism in Eukaryota, Viridiplantae, Streptophyta, Magnoliopsida, Poales, Poaceae. The record is from RefSeq and is a predicted model, not a curated record. Gene Ontology annotation, biological process: translation.